Molecule: messenger RNA, 3685 nt
Organism: Stegostoma tigrinum
Lineage: Eukaryota; Metazoa; Chordata; Chondrichthyes; Orectolobiformes; Stegostomatidae
Product: tau-tubulin kinase 1-like
Biological process (GO): signal transduction; peptidyl-serine phosphorylation; peptidyl-tyrosine phosphorylation
Cellular component (GO): cytoplasm; nucleus
Molecular function (GO): protein serine/threonine kinase activity; ATP binding
Source: RefSeq, a predicted model, not a curated record
GGGCCGCGCUCUCCACCUGCCGGUGGCCUCCGGAGCUGCAGGCGGGGCCGGGCGCUGCAGUGCGGAGAAAAGGCGAGGAUGGAGAGAGUGGGCGGCUGAGGGAGAGGCGGCCCGGAACCGUGGACCGGCAGCGAGAGCGGCGAGGCCGGGGACGGGGCAGCGGCCCGGGAGCAGUAGGCGGUGGUAAAUGGACCAACUGGAAUGGAGUCUCUGUGAGGUCUGGCUGAUUGACCAAUGCAGUGCCUAGCAGCUCCUGCACAGGAAGAGGCAAAGAUGAGUGGGGGAGGGGAGCAGGUCGAUAUCUUGCCCGUGGGCUUUGUUGUCAAAGACCGCUGGAAGGUGCUGAAGAAGAUUGGUGGAGGUGGAUUUGGGGAGAUUUAUGAGGCAACAGAUUUGUUAAUCCGAGAGAAUGUUGCUCUGAAAGUGGAGUCUGCUCAGCAGCCCAAGCAGGUGCUAAAGAUGGAGGUGGCAGUCCUAAAGAAACUCCAAGGGAAGGACCACGUGUGCAGGUUUAUCGGCUGUGGGCGGAAUGAGAAGUUUAAUUAUGUGGUGAUGCAGUUACAGGGCCGUAAUCUCGCUGACUUGCGUCGUAGCCAGCCGAGAGGGACAUUCACGAUGAGCACCACCCUGCGACUGGGCAAACAGAUCCUUCAGUCCAUCGAAGCUAUCCAUUCUGUUGGCUUUCUGCAUCGUGACAUCAAACCGUCCAACUUUGCAAUGGGCCGAUUGCCAUCCACCUACAGGAAGUGCUAUAUGUUGGACUUUGGUCUGGCACGACAGUACACCAGUACGAAUGGAGAGGUCCGGCCCCCUCGCGCUGUCGCUGGAUUCCGAGGAACCGUUCGCUACGCAUCAGUCAAUGCUCACAAAAACCGAGAGAUGGGUCGACAUGAUGAUCUCUGGUCACUGUUCUACAUGUUGGUGGAGUUUGCAGUUGGUCAGCUACCUUGGAGAAAAAUCAAGGAUAAGGAGCAGGUCGGCCUGAUUAAGGAGAAGUAUGAUCACCGGAUGCUGCUGAAGCACAUGCCGUCUGAGUUCCACAGCUUCCUGGAUCAUGUCUCCACGUUAGAUUAUUUCACCAAACCAGAUUACCAGCUGAUCAUGUCUAUCUUGGAGAACAGCAGUAAAGAGCGGAACAUCACAGAGAACGAGGCCUUUGACUGGGAGAAAGGUGGCACUGAUAUUUUACUGUCGACCAGCACACCCACUCAGGCCCAGCUCCAUACCAAGCAGACAGCUGCAAUGUUUGGGGUGAUCAAUGUGACACCGGUCCCAGGUGACGUGCUCCGGGAGAACACCGAUGAUGUCCUACAGGAUGAGCAUCUGAGUGACCAGGAGAACGCUCCCCCAAUCUUACCCAGCAAACCAGCCGACAUGACUGCAGUGCCACCAAACCUGGUCUUUGAGACAGAGGUCUGGGAUGAGACCGAUAUCAACCGCAACAAACUGCGUAUCAGCAUCAGCAAGACCCAGUGUGUGUUGGAUGAAGAGGUGAGCAGAGGUCCGUGUCCUAGCUCCCCUGGACCUGAGCGACCUUCCCUGAGAUAUCGGCGAGUUAAUAGCCCUGAGUCGGACAGGCUUUCCACAGCAGAUGCUCGGGGAGACGGUGUGGAGAAACGACAGCGUCCUAGCAACAGGAGUAAUCUGUUCACCCAGAAUGUCUCCCCUCUGUUCAGUCGGUUCAGUAAGCCCCAGGAUUUAGCCCACCUCACAGCCCAGGGGGUGCAACACAGGGGUUUGAGAGUGGCACAGGUGCUGACCUGUAGAGCUGAUGAGCUGGACAAUGUGCCAGUGGCUGUGAUUGGUGACCUCCCUUGCCCUACACGGCUAAGGUCUCUGCCCAUUGGUCAGGCUGUUCCUGCUCGAGACACGGACAGUGAGAGAGAUCUUGUUGAUCGCCCGCGGCGUGUAGAUUUCUCCCGAGUGGUCCUCACAGCUACAUUCGAGCUGGAGUCAGAGAAGCCCAACCAAGAGGAGGAAGUGGAGGAGGAGAGUGCAGUUGUGAGGGAGCAGCAGGAAGAAGGAAAGCAGCUGAGUGAAUCGAGCAGCGAGCAGAGUGAGAAGAGCUCAGAGUACAGUCAGGAAGCCGCUCCGUCCACACUGCUGGCAGAUGACCAGAGGGAAGGUCAGUGUCGGCUCUUGGGGCAAGAUGGAGAGCAGGAACUGGAGGAGGGUUCCAAAACCCUGGUACUGUUCUCGCCGGGCGACCUGCACAAAUCACCCACAGCAGGGGAGCUGGCACCUGACCCUGACCUCGGUACGUUGGCUGCUGUGACACCCCAAAGUGAGAGGCCUCAGGCACUGGGCAGUCAGCUGGAUGUCUCUGAACCAGGAACGCUGUCGUCCAUCAUCAAGUCAGAGGCGAAGCCAGUCUGCCCUGUGGUUGCCACGGUGACCUCCUGCCCCUUCACCAAGGUUGAGCGCACCUUCCUGCACAUUGCUGAGAAGACCCACUUGAACAUUAUGUCUUCCAGUGGGCACCUCCUCUCUCAUGAUCAUUAUGAGUUCUUCCAGCCUCGAGAACCACAGAAUGGCAGCUGCUGUAAGGAGCAGCAACAGCCUACAGCUCCCAGCCCGAUUCAACCCCAAGGCAGGGAGACACCUGUCCAGAAUGGGGUAGGGACAGGAGAGGGCUCGCAGGAGCCUGAACCUCUCGGCCGAAUAGUGUCCAGGCACUUCCCUGAGAUGGAGACCAGGCAGACAGGGGAGGGAGAAAGAAGCAAGCCCCUGCCUGGAGACGUCCAUCUGAGCACAGUAGUCAGCUCCCGAAGGAAAAGUCGGAUUCCAGUGCUGAUGUCAGAGGAGGAUACAGGAUCAGAGCAUUCAGCGUCAAUCUCCUUCCAGACAAAACUGAGCCACAGGAGGUCCAGGCACCUCGAUUUAGCUCGUGCACUGAUGAGCAAGAGACAGUGCAGGCUAAUACAUCUUUCCUCACUCACUUCUUCCUCGGCUUCCUCAGGGGAGGAACCAAGAGCAGCCUCAGGGAGUUCACCAGCAACAGCCUCUGAAGAGGACACCAACUCUGACAGUUCCCUCAACAGAGCGGCCAAGGGGAGCGAGGCCUUCUCCCAGCCUAGCAGGCACAGCCAAACACUGAGCAACAAGAGCAAGAUCCCACGGCCUAUCACCCUGGGGAAGGCAGGCACCACCUCCACCCACAGCACCAUCUUCAAACAGUCAGCUACCCUCAGGAUUGCAGUGAGGAAUGGGUCUGCGAUUCCUGGCCCUCUUCCUGAGCCUGAUGUCUGGGUGAAGCAAGAGCCUGUCCAGCCCCUCCUGAUCCCAGGGUCCCACCAGGUCUCUGUGUACAGUGCUCAACUGAGCCUGGGCCCAGGCCCUCCCGCCCCGUCCCGCAGCCUGAGUGCCUCUCCCCGGAUUCGGACAUUCAGCAGGACUGACAGCCCAUCACCGUGCCGACGUCGGAGGCUCAGCACAGCUUUGUCAGGGAGUAGUGUGAGGGCCCAGGCUCACACGCAGCCUGGGCCCAGUGUUCACCAUAACAGAGCCCGAAGCCAGGCUCCUGCGACCAAAGUCAGGCCACUGGCUGCUGUAGGCCAGCAGGCUGCAAGAUAGGGGACAGCCGUCUCAACCCAGGCACUGGUGGGCGUCAGGUUACACAGCAUCAUCCCACAGCAAUCAGCAUGGAAUCCUCCAACACAGCAGCUCCACACCCCCGCCCCACACC